Messenger RNA from Bombina bombina (fire-bellied toad), 1857 nucleotides. It is a transcript of the gene RNF41, whose product is annotated as ring finger protein 41. The coding region runs from base 262 to 1215 and encodes 317 amino acids. Gene Ontology annotation, biological process: positive regulation of JNK cascade; regulation of canonical NF-kappaB signal transduction; tumor necrosis factor-mediated signaling pathway. Gene Ontology annotation, molecular function: ubiquitin protein ligase activity. The record is from RefSeq and is a predicted model, not a curated record. The transcript has 6 exons. NCBI's taxonomy places the organism in Eukaryota, Metazoa, Chordata, Amphibia, Anura, Bombinatoridae. Gene Ontology annotation, cellular component: plasma membrane signaling receptor complex.
AGCAGCAGAUCUGUGGGGUUGGUGGUGGCGUCAGCGCCUGACAGGGGGAAGAGAAGGAACGGAGUGUCCCGGCACCGGAGUACUCCUUCCCCGGUAGAGGCGCCGGGGAGCCGCUCCGUUGGUGUCGGGGCUUGUUUCGGUUAGUAUGCAGUGCGCCCAUCCAUUUCUGAAAGAUAGAGAAUUCCGAGUGUGUAACGUGGAGGCCCCUCAGGGCUAAGGGGCAGAUGUGGGCUGAAUUAGGUUUGGUUUCGGUGAUGAGCGAUGGGGUAUGAUGUAACACGCUUCCAGGGUGAUGUGGACGAAGAUCUCAUCUGCCCCAUCUGCAGUGGGGUCCUGGAGGAGCCAGUACAAGCUCCUCACUGUGAGCACGCAUUCUGCAAUGCCUGCAUCACCCAAUGGUUCUCUCAACAACAGACCUGUCCUGUGGAUCGCAGUGUAGUGACUGUUGCCCAUCUACGUCCAGUUCCCCGCAUCAUGCGGAAUAUGCUCUCAAAAUUGCAGAUUACAUGUGACAACGCUGUUUUUGGCUGUACCACCAUUGUGCGACUUGACAACCUCAUGUCUCACCUCAACGACUGCGAACAUAACCCAAAGCGACCAGUAACAUGCGAGCAGGGAUGUGGCCUGGAAAUGCCCAAAGAUGAAUUACCAAAUCACAACUGUAUAAAGCACCUUCGCUCUGUGGUGCAACAGCAGCAGGGUCGGAUAGGAGAACUGGAAAAAGCAGCUGCUGAGAGCAAGCAUCAGCUCUCCGAGCAGAAACGUGAUAUCCAGCUUUUAAAGGCAUACAUGAGAGCAAUCCGCAGCGCCAAUCCAAAUCUGCAGAACCUGGAAGAGACUAUAGAGUACAAUGAAAUCCUUGAAUGGGUAAACUCACUACAGCCAGCUCGUGUGACUCGCUGGGGAGGAAUGAUCUCCACACCUGAUGCAGUCCUGCAAGCAGUCAUAAAGAGGUCACUUGUGGAAAGUGGCUGCCCAGCUUCCAUAGUCAAUGAGCUGAUUGAAAAUGCCCAUGAGCGUAACUGGCCACAAGGCUUAGCAACUUUGGAGACGCGCCAAAUGAAUCGCCGAUAUUAUGAGAAUUAUGUGGCAAAGCGAAUCCCAGGCAAGCAAGCAGUGGUGGUAAUGGCUUGUGAGAACCAGCACAUGGGUGAGGACAUGGUGCUUGAGCCAGGUCUUGUCAUGAUAUUUGCUCAUGGAGUGGAAGAAAUUUAAAUGCACACUGUCCAAUAUGCAUACAGUCUUAGCUUCUCCAUCCGCUCCACACUGCCUGGGAAGCAGGGUUAAAUUUAUUCCAUCCUUCUCAUUAACAUCUGUUGUCUUCAAACCCAAUGCUUGCCACUGGUGCCUAAUGGUCAUUGUGCUGGAUGAAGCAUGGUCAUCUCGGUUGUGUACAAGAAGAAACUCGCCAGCCAGAUCUUCAAUUGAGAAGAUGUAGAUUAAUAUACGUUGUUUUAUGGCCAAGCCUUCACCCGAGACGCAUCCAAACAAGUUUUUCUUUUAACAAACCCCCCUUGCUGCAUUGUUUGCCAGACUUUGCUUUUGCAACUGAUGCAACCCGGCAAAUAAAGACUUGAUUAAUAAGAGAACAAUUUCCAGGUGCUGAAGAUACUGCAAGAGAAUUAAAGGGCAUUUUAAUGAUAUGUGCAGAACAAUCAUCACUCACUGAUAGAAAAUUGAUACUAUGAUUUUGAAUCUGAACUCAUUCAGACCAAUUUAGACUUGGAUUGUGGGGGGUGGUUUGUGGGAAUGGGCAAGGAGAAAGUGGAUAUUUUUUUAAACCUAUUGGCACUAGUGACAUAUGUUUUGCCACAAUGUACUGUUAAUUAUGUACUGCAAUACAAGUUUUAAACCAAA